GCUCUGAGGGGAGCGCCUCCUCCGCGGGCGGGAUAUCCGCAGUAGUUACCUAGCUAAUAACAUGGCGAAGACUUACGAUUACUUGUUUAAACUACUUUUAAUCGGAGAUUCCGGUGUCGGGAAGACAUGUGUCCUUUUCAGAUUUUCAGAGGAUGCAUUUAACUCAACCUUUAUCUCUACUAUAGGUAUUGACUUCAAGAUUAGAACAAUAGAACUAGACGGCAAGAAGAUUAAGCUUCAGAUAUGGGAUACUGCAGGGCAGGAGAGGUUCAGGACUAUCACAACUGCAUACUACAGAGGAGCCAUGGGCAUCAUGUUAGUGUACGACAUAACUAAUGAGAAGUCCUUUGACAACAUCAAGAAUUGGAUACGAAAUAUAGAAGAGCAUGCCUCAGCUGAUGUGGAAAGGAUGGUCCUUGGAAACAAAUGUGACGUUAAUGACAAACGACAAGUGUCAAAAGAAAGGGGGGAAAGGUUGGCUUUGGAGUAUGGUAUCAAAUUCAUGGAGACAAGUGCAAAGGCAAACAUCAAUGUUGAGAAUGCAUUUUUAACACUCGCUAGAGACAUCAAAGCAAAAAUGGACAAGAAGUUGGAGGGUAAUAACCCACAAGGAAGCAAUCAAGGAGUCAAAAUUACUGAGCAACCCAAAAAGAGCAGUUUUUUCCGCUGCACGUUGCUGUGAGAAGACUGAAAUACCGGCAUCACCAUCGCCUUAAUUGUGCCCCCCUCUGGACAGAACUGGACUCUGCACCCUUAUCUCUGCCUGUCUUCCUCCUUCUUAACAGUUUGUCCAUUCACUGAGCUGCUUUUGUAUACUUCACUUCUACCCCAACAGAAAUUACAUUCUGACUUAAUUUUAUAUCUGAAGCAAUAUCUUUUCAUGUUCGAUAAAAACAAUCCAAAUUUACUCCCUUAAUUUUAUUGGCAUUCAAAGAUAGCACAGUUGCAAAUAUCUUCUAUCUAUCUAUGUUCUCAAACCUCAUCAUAUCUUAAAAAGUGUGCAUUGUGAAACAAAAUAGACUUUCAGAUUUUAGUAUAUCUGAUGUACUGGCUAAUGGCUGUUCCAUUAUAUUUUAGUGCAAGUGUCUGUUUGUAUUUGUACCCAUCUUGUUAAACAGUCUUACUGUUGAGUAAACAUUAGUGACAGCACAUUUUAUUUACAUUUUCAGAAUCUGCAUACAUUUAUCAUUCCACUGAACAUAUAAAUAAUUUCAAAGUGCAAUGCACGCACAGUCCACUUUUUCUUGCAGUAGAGGUGGGCAGUCUGUUUUGCCUUUGGGCACUGAGAUUCCUUUGUAGUUACUUUGUAGAUCAUUUUGUUAUAGUUUGUUGAAGCAAAAAUGAAUGCACCUGAGCUAUUGGCAUUGCAUUAACCUCAGACAGCGCAGGUGUAUUACAAAAGCACCAUUGAGCAGCCACUGUCUUUUUAUGCAGUUCUUUGUCUUUAUUUCCACUGGGGGAACAUGUAGACAUUGGUUUCUGGGCCUUGGGCAGGGGCUGUGUUGUAGCAGUAUUUAUGGAAACAGAAGACACAGCACCAAAAUGACAAAGUGCCCUUUUAUGUUAUUAUUAAUUAUAUGCACUUUUUCUUGUGGUCUUUCUGUACAAAGUUUUUGUGUUUAUUUCAGAGGAAUUCUUAAACUAUGUUGACCAUGUUUAUUGCUUGUCUUAAUUGAAACAAAGAAUAUUUGACCACAUGUACCUCAUCUGGUCUUCCCAAAGACAUCAGAGCAUUGUGUUCAAUGAAGAUAACUGUAAUUAUGUUGUUUGCUUUUUCAACCUUAUCAUUUUUAAUAAUUUGUAUUUCAUGUUUCCAGGUUUUUAUAAAUGUGCUAUUGAUGUUUUUGGAAAUCCCAGAUGCUUCUCCUUUUAUUACUUUCUCUCAGUUUUCCCCUUGUUUGUGACUUGUUUUGGCCCAGUAUUAUGGCCGUUUGAACUAUGCAGUCUGGGUGCUUGGAAAGCCUGACUUGACAAGCUUUAUUUGAGAUUACUAUAAACCCCUGUUGUAUUAAUUAAUUAUUACUCAAAAUUUUAUAUUUUGUUGCUGCUGUGCUUUUGAAGAAAUAGGAAUGCAAAUCACAUCAGAUUCUUGAGAGUAGGUUCAUCUAAUUUAAAGUUUUGCAUAAGAGCCACCGAGUCCAGUCUGGCUGUGCAAACUUUAACCUGUGAAUUUAGUCUCAGAUCUCUGUGACAACUUGGCACAACACAAUCACCAUGGCACAAAUAGAAAAAAACAUUUUUGUGCCUUUUUUGGUCCUGCCCAUUUGACCUGGGAGGCUUUUUAUUUACCAUUCAUUUUAUUUUAUAGGGGAGGAAACAAUUCAGCAAUUGUAAAUAAGAUCUACAAUGAUUGUACUGUAGUUUCAUAAAUCUUAUUGAUCUACACUUUUGUAGAUGUGUUUACUUUUCAUGAUGAAUUAAAAUGAGAUUCUUAAAA
Molecule: messenger RNA, 2437 nt
Organism: Periophthalmus magnuspinnatus
Lineage: Eukaryota; Metazoa; Chordata; Actinopteri; Gobiiformes; Gobiidae
Product: ras-related protein Rab-8A
Exons: 8
Coding region: 62-682 (206 amino acids)
Biological process (GO): cellular response to insulin stimulus; neurotransmitter receptor transport to postsynaptic membrane; protein secretion
Cellular component (GO): plasma membrane; endosome; synaptic vesicle
Molecular function (GO): GTP binding; GTPase activity
Source: RefSeq, a predicted model, not a curated record